AUGAGUUUUUCUGCCGGUGUCAUAACAGCGGGCAAAGUGAGUGAUAGCGUGCAUGCUGGGGUCAACGAGGACAAGUCGGGUCCACUCAUCCAAGACAUCCUCCGAACGCGGGGGUUCGAGAGAGUAGUGUCAGCCGUCGCCUCAGACGACGAGGAGAGUAUACGUGCAAGUCUUAAACAGAUCCUUUCUUUGAAGGCAAUAUCACCCCUUCUCGAGCGACAAGCCCCUGGACUUGUCCAUUUACUCCUGUCUUCGUCAUUGAAGCAUACUCCGCUUGCGGCCUUAUCACGCCCGCUGGCCGGAACGAUCGGAAAAACAUUGGUGGUAACGCUACCGGGAAGUACGAAAGCCGUACGGGAGAACUUGGACGCUCUCCUGUCGAACGGCGUACUCGACCAUGCUUUGGAUCUCAUAAAAGGCGGGAGCGGCAAGGACAGGAGCACUACCUGUGGCCAUCACCACCGCCCUGGAUGUGUCGCGCCUAAACCUCGAACUGCAUUAUCGCAUGAUCCCUCCGUUCCUGCCUCGGGUCGUCUUCGGGUAUCUCCUUACCCCAUGAUCAACCUCAAGGAUGCUCUGGACAUCAUAAUGACGGAGAUACAACCUUUGGAGGUGGUGACCCUUCCAGUCACUGCAGGCUUGGCGGGCCAUGUUCUGGCGGAGGAUGUUCAUGCGCCGCAAGAUAUCCCUUCGUCCAAGACGACCAAUGUGGAUGGGUACGCAGUUCGCUCCUCUGAUACUCCUGGCGUAUAUAACGUCCUGACCUCCCGAACCCAUAAGCUCUCUGAGGAGCUACCAGAGGGCUUUAUAUUCCGCAUCAAUACGGGAGGGCCAUUGCCAGCUGGGAGUGACUCAGUCAUCAUGGUAGAAGACACAGAGCUAGAAUCCACGUUGAAAGACGCCGAUGGCGAAGAUACGGAGGAGGAGCAAGUUAAAACUCUUGCGCAGGUAUCCCCAGGAGAGAAUGUUCGCGAACCAGGAUCGGAUGUGCGCAAGGGAGAUCUCGUGAUGCAAAUGGGGGAAGUAAUCACGAGUGCUGGGGGUGAAGUGGGAACGCUGGCGUUUGUUGGACGCAAAGAAGUCAAGGUGAUUCGAAAACCGGUUGUCGCUCUCCUUAGUACGGGGAACGAAUUAUUGGACUUGCAGUCGCCUAAACCUAUGCCUGGAGACGGAUGGGGAGGGAUAUGGGACACUAAUCGCCCCUCGUUGCAGGCAGCGUUGGAAGGCAUGCGCUACAAAGUCAUCGAUCUAGGCAUCGUUGCGGAUGACGUGGACGCACAUGUUCGAGCUGUAUCCAAGGGUCUUGAAACCGCAGAUAUCCUUUUGACGACAGGCGGGACGUCCAUGGGGGCAAGCGACCUACUGAAACCAGUAAUCGAACGCAGAUUCAAUGGCACGAUCCACUUUGGGCGUGUUGCGAUAAAACCUGGAAAACCGACCACGUUCGCAAGCAUACCAACCAAGGCCGCUCCACAUGGCCGGAAGUAUUUGUUCGCCCUUCCCGGGAACCCGGCCGCUGCGAUUGUGACCUUCCAUAUUUUCGUAGUGCCAGCGCUGAGGAAGCUGGGGGCUUGGCUGCCUAACAAGUGUCAACUGCCCCGAGUUCAGGUCCAGCUUGAGAAUGCAAUGCCGCUUGAUCCCCGUGUAGAGCUCCACCGAGUCAUCGUGAGGCCGACGCCAGAGGGCCUGCUCGCGACCACCACGGGCGGCCAGAGGUCGAGCCGGGUGACGAGUUUGUGCGGUGCCAAUGGACUAGUACAGCUACCUCCACUGGCUGUGGGUGGCCCAAGCAAGCUGGAAGCUGGAGAAUUUGCGCAAGCGAUUAUGAUAGGAGAAAUUCAGAUAUAG
Messenger RNA from Pisolithus orientalis, 1848 nucleotides. RefSeq lists its product as uncharacterized. Gene Ontology annotation, biological process: molybdenum incorporation into molybdenum-molybdopterin complex; Mo-molybdopterin cofactor biosynthetic process. The record is from RefSeq and is a predicted model, not a curated record. The transcript is spliced from 10 exons. Gene Ontology annotation, molecular function: molybdopterin molybdotransferase activity. Gene Ontology annotation, cellular component: cytoplasm; cytosol. Bases 1 to 1848 code for a protein of 615 amino acids. Lineage: Eukaryota; Fungi; Basidiomycota; Agaricomycetes; Boletales; Pisolithaceae.